Molecule: messenger RNA, 5171 nt
Organism: Vitrella brassicaformis
Lineage: Eukaryota; Vitrellaceae
Source: the annotation of a GenBank genome assembly
AUGAGUGCUGUCGAUAGCGACGUCUUCUUCUCACCGCGCGGUGGGUCGGCUGCCAGCGCACAAGCAAUACAUGUGUGAGUGAGAGCGCACAAGCACACACUGCGUGGUGUGGUGUGUUUCUUAGGCGACGAGGUGAAUGAUUCCCGUCGCCCGAUGAAUGAACGACUGCUGGCUGUGUAUGGUGACAAACCAUGGCACCGUAUGCUGCUGAAGCGGUCUCACACCAUGGCUGACAUAGUCUGUCAGACGUGGCUGGAUCUCGAGGGCAGGCCCACCGCCCAUGUGACGUACCGGCAGAUGAAGCAGAGGGUCUUCGACUUGUCGGCAUAUUUUGUCAGUCACCUUGGGCUCCGUCGUGGGGACAGGGUCCUCCUCUGCUUCCCACCCGGUGAGUGAGGCAGUGACACACACAGACAGACAGACAGCACACACGGAGAAGAGAAGAGACCAGGACGGUCGACUGACCGACUCGCCUCGAAGGCAUGGUUUGCUUGCUUGCUUGUGUGUGCGCAGGUGUCGACUUCAUUAUUGCAUUCCUUUCUUGCAUGGUUUCUGGCAUAGUGGCUGUUCCGGUAAGGUCGCUGCGACGGCAACACUGCCAUGCACACAUAUCAGGGCCCAUAAGCAGACACACUGGGCGUGUAAUGUUUCCAACAGGUAUACCCUCCUGACCCGCGUCGUUUGUCUAUCGAUGUUCCCCGUUUGUGCGAAAUCGCUCACUCCUCACAAGCCACCUACACCCUCACCAACCAGUAAGUAUCACACACGCUCUUCCACAUGACUAGUCUAUCUCUCCCUCAUCGCGCGUGUCUGUCAUCUGCCUGUGGUUGCCGUAUCAGGAUGUACAAGCGAGUGACCUUGCUGAUCACCCUCCGUGCUCGGUCACUGGACAGUCGGUGGACCGCUCUGCAGUGGGUCAGCACUGACAAUCUCACCAACGACGGCGCAAGUGAAGACUUCGUGCCACCAGCCAUCCCUUUCGACUCAGUGGCGUUCUUACAGUUCACAUCAGGUGAAUGGGAGGGAGGGAGGGAGGGAGGUGCGAACGGACGGACAGGCACAUGCGUGUGGCCUUGGCUCCUUCUGCUCUGCCUGUCUGUUGUAAGGUUCCACUGGCGAUCCUAAGGGAGUGAUGGUGACGCACGGCUGCUUGCUGCACAACAUCCACGUGUGCGCAGCAGUCUUCGGCUUUAAUACCUGUAUCGAUGCCCCCGACGCGCCCGACGAGAGCCUCACCCUACUGCCCCUGGAGUCAUGGCCAGCAUUCACCGAAAGGAGACAUGCCCUCAGUCUCAAGACGCGAGGGCACAGACCGCGUACCUUCUCAUGGUUGCCCGCGUACCAUGACAUGGGUAAGUACGGCCGACGUGCGUACACUGGCCUGCUCGCUCCAUACAUGUUGUGUCCGCACUGCAGGCCUUAUCGGGUGUUCGCUCUGCCCAAUGUUCUUCGGAUGCGAGUCCUUCUUUGUCUCGCCUCUUGAUUUCCUGAGACGGCCGAGCUUGUGGCUGGAAUGCAUGUCUCGCUACCACUGCAGCGCUACCGCCUCUCCUAAUUUUGGCUUCGAGCUCGUCGUGAAGCAGCUCGACAGGCCUGAGAUGAAGGAGAUCUUCGACCAGCUCGACCUCAGCCACGUCUGCGGCUUUCUCUGCGGCGCAGAGCCAAUAAGAGCCAGCACUGUCAACAAGUUUAUCAAGAAAUUUGAGCCAGCCGGUCUUCGUCGAAGUGCCUUCAUCCCUGCAUAUGGCAUGGUAGCAUGCACAACACGAAAGGAGUCCCUCACGCACAGAGAGGCUUACCUUGCCUUUUUUGCCUUGUAUAAGGCGGAGCACACGCUGCUCAUAACGGGUCGCUGGGGGUAUAGCUACGACCCACUCAUCGUCACGGUCGAUGCAAACAAGCUGAGGACACAGGUCAACACACACACACACACACACACAUACACCCUCCCACCCGCAUACACACGGGCUGCCUGCCUGUUCCCCCGACCGUCCUGUCUGUUGCUUGUUUUGGUUGUGUUCUGUCACUCAUGUCAGGGUGUGGUUGAGCUGGUGGAUGGUGAGUGUCCCCCCUCGGUGACCCCGGCGGCGUUUGUCGGGUGCGGCUGCCCUCCCCCCAUCUCGGGUGCUGACAUACGAAUCGUGGACCCUGAAACCCUCAGGGAGCUGCCUCCAGGCCGCAUGGGUGAGAUCUGGGUUCGAAGCGCAAGCACGGCCGCCGGGUACUUCAACUUACCCGAGAAGACCGAGGAGACCUUCCACGGCUGCUGUCGGUACCUCACCGGCGAGCUGUCGACGCCCAACUACCUCCGCACGGGCGACAGCGGAUUCUUCCACCAGGGGGAGCUGUUCAUCUCUGGCAGGAUCAAAGACAUGCUCAUCGUGCGCGGUCGAAACGUCUUCCCGUCGGACGUAAGCUCACAUAUCUGUCUAUGGCUCGGCUCAUGCAGGCAUGCGUGGCUCGGUCUGUGUGCCGUUGACUCAUAUAUCUCAGAUCGAGGAGGUGAUAGAGGAUGUGCCUGGGGUGCGCAAGGGCUGCAGCGUCGCCUUCGCUUUGGAUGUCGACGACACGGAGCAGCUGGCCCUGUGCGUCGAGCUCAAGCAGCCACAGGCGGCCAGCCUCCUCACCUGGCUCACUGGAGGCGGCCAAGAAGAACCCGACUAUCACAGCAAGGCAAAAGAGAUCGCAAAGGCUGUAUCUGUUCGGAUUGGCAUCCCCGUCUAUCGCAUCUGGCUUGUCAAGCCGCGCAGCAUUCUUAAGGUGAGUACGUGUGAAGACAGACAGAGGAGUGCACACGCUCCUGUCGGUCGUGUGUCGAUGUACUACUCGUGUGUGUGUAGACGACCAGCGGAAAGGUGCGACGUUCGCUCACACGUGGCGCCAUCCUGGAUGGCAAGCUUUCAGGCGUGCUGCACUCUGAGGUUCUCGACGGGGAAAGCGAGGCCUGCUCACGGGAGAGAUUCCCGUCCUUUUCCACCCACCAGUCCUCCACAACAGCCAGCCCGUCCUCAAGCAAAUCAAGCCUUUCGACAGCCAACACCCCUCUGUCGCUCACCCCUGCCAGGGACGCCAUCACGCAGGCACAGAUCAAGACUGUGGAAGGAGCCAUAUUUGAGAGCGCGAGGACCGUCUUCGGCGUCACGGAAGGGCUUGACUUGCAUGCACCCAUACAGGUAAAGCGAUCGACACAGAUGACACCUGUGCAUCAUGUGUUGACAAACGUAUGUACGUAUGUAUGUGUUGCGACGCCAAAUUGAACAAUGCCUUGCAGGAAUUGGGGGUGAGUAGUCUAAAGGCGGUGCAAUUCGCUGAGGCGCUUUCGAAGGCACUCGGGCAGAACAUCGACGUCACAUUAUUGUUCAGCUUUGAAACACUCCAGCAAGGUGAGAAACGCUCACAGACGCAUGACUGUCUUGUGCCUCAAGCGUACGCCCCUCUUUCUUGUCUCGUCUUGUGCCUGUUUCGUUUAGUGGUUGCCUUCCUUGUUCAGGAGAUGAAUGGCGGUGAGUCCCAGUGUGUCUCCCCAACACCCUCCACCGAAAUGUCGGACAGGGCCGCGCAGGUCGCCAUCGUUGGUGCAGCGUGCCGCCUGCCGGGAGGCAUUUCAUCCAUGGCUCAGCUGUGGAAUGCACUCAGCAGCGGCAUGGACGGCAUCGACGAGAUCCCCCAGACAAGAUGGGACGUCGAUCAGUUCUACGACAACAAUCCAGAGGCGGAUGGACGCAUGUAUGUGCGGCAGGGCGGCUUCAUCAAGGAUGCAGAGAUGUUCGACAACGGAUUCUUCCGUGUGUCGGACGUGGAGGCCAAGUCCAUGGACCCGCAGCAGCGCAUCUUGCUCAAGGUGUGUUACGAGUCGCUCAACUCUUCUGGACUCGACAAGAAGGCCCUCAUGCAGAAGCCCGUCGGUGUCUUCGUCGGCUGCUGCUCAUUCGAAUGGUCGUCCAUCCAGACCAAGCUGGGUGCUGGUGCCGUCAGCUCGUACACGGCCACCAGUGCAGCGCCGUCCAUCCUCGCCAACCGCAUCAGCUACAUCCUCGGCAUCCACGGCCCCUCCCUGACUGUUGAUACGGCCUGCUCAUCUUCCCUCGUCGCCAUCGAUUCGGCUUCCAUGGCGCUCCGCAAGGACGCUGAUGGCUGCAGGACCGCCGUGGCUGGAGGGAUAAACAUGAUGCUCAGCCCACACACGACAAUCGCCCUCUGCAAGGCCCACUUCAUGGCACCAGACGCCAGAUGCAAGACGUUCGACGCAUCGGCCGACGGAUACGUCCGCGGCGAGGGGGCGGGAGCGAUCGUGCUGAAGCGCCUUGACGACGUGGUUGCUGAGAGCCGAAGCAAUCAGGUGCUAGCGAUGUUGCGGGGCGCGUCUGUCAACCACGGUGGCCGUGCGGUUGCUCUGACAGCGCCCAGUGGCAUCUCCCAGCAGAAUGUGAUAAAGGGAGCCCUGCGGAGUGCAGGGCUGAAGCCCAAUGACAUAUGCUACAUCGAGGCGCACGGCACCGGCACCGCCCUCGGGGAUCCCAUCGAGGUCGCGGCGCUCAAGGCCGUCUUCGCCAAGAGCCGUCGUGAGGUUGAUGGGUCACCACUGCCGAUCGGAGCCAUCAAGACCAACAUUGGGCAUCUGGAGGGAGCAGCAGGUAGGAAUGAUGGACGGCAACGGUCGUCAUUCGCGUUCUUGACACUUGGUCUCUGAUGCGCUUGUCUAAUCUCUCAGGGAUUGCAGGUGUGUUGAAGACCAUCUGCUGCCUCCAGGUGCAGCGUGUGCCGUCCAACCUGCACCUGAGGACACUGAACCCUAACAUCAACAUUGAGAACUUCCCCGUCGUCUUCCCGUCUGGUGGUGAUGGCUUCCAGCUCACUCCCAACAACGGCGGUGGGCUCGUGGCAGGCGUCAGCUCCUUCGGCUUCGGGGGCACCAACGCACACGUCAUCCUCUCCCUAGUGUCCGUGCAACCUGAUGGACAGGCGGCAAGAGGCAACGCAGUGCUGCAGGAUGACGCCAGCCUCAUGUGGGAUCGUCGGAGCUUCCCGUGGACAACCAAGGGGCACUCAUUGCUGGGGCCCGCCACAUUUUCUGACCAUCACCACUACGAGGCACGUUACGAGGCGACGUUUGAGCGUCGCGUCCGUCGGGACGUGUUGCGUAUGCUGAAGGACCAUGUGGUGUCUGGCGU